AUGGGUUUCAAUCGCGUCGUGCCCCUGUUCACGGGCAUACUGGCGCGAUCACAGUGCUUGGACCUCCGUGCCCCGAUCGCCCUGGCCUGGAUCCUCGAGCUCUCCCUGGAAAUGCGUGUCCUCGGAUGCCAAGCAGAUCCACUGGCUGCAGCGAUCCACGCCUGCCCGCGGUCCAUUGCCACCCAGAAGGUUCGAGCGAGCCUACGGAGCUGGCGAAGAUUCCACUUGCGCGAGUACACGAUUGACCUCUCACGGAUACCACCUUCAGCCAUGGGCGCGCGCAAGUGGGGGGCAAUUACCCGAAAGGAAGCAAAGGUGGCAGCUCGCGCGACCAGGACGGAGACCGCCGCCGUGAGCAUCGUGGCAGUCCAAGGCACUGCUGUCCUGAUCGUCGAGGAGAUCGCGAUGGCAGGGGCUGCCGUGAUGGCCGUGACGGGGAUCGUCGUGGGUUGCGUGGUAUCCAUGAGGUCCGUGAUUCUCGCGACUACCACGAGUGCCGCGACAUUCGUGCAGGCCGUUCCCGUGACUGCGACCGUGAUGACCUUGAACGAGAGCCUUCCCGUCGACCCCGAUAUCGAGGCCUUAAGAGAGGAGCUCGCGCGGAAGGACCCCGAGUACCGCUCGUGCGACAAGGAUAAACGGGAGCGCGAAGAGGAGAUGGCCUUGCGGAAGCAAAGAGAAAACUUAGCCCGAGCGAUGAAGUGGUGCUUCGGGCAUCAGCUUGAGAAGAUCAUCGACAGCAGCUCACGCACCAAGCAGACAAACGCACGGCAGCAAGAAGAUCGCGAGGUCUGCCUGGCCCCAGUGGCAGCACCUCCAGAGAGCACGGCGCUGCCCAAGAGGGCGGGGCCGGGGCGGCUGCAGUCCAGUGCGGGGCGCAAGGAGAAAGCGCGCGGUGCCUGCUGGCGCCCCGGAGCGCCGCAGCCGGCCGCUUGCGCGCUCGGUGCCCUGUGGCCACUCGGUGCUGCAGGGGCCGCGGGCGGUGCACUGUGGCUGGGCGCUCACAAAGUCUUCAAGAACGUGUUCGUGUACACGCCGAGCAUGUCAGGCGACGAGGUCUGCGCCGCGGCGAAGGAGGCCCAGGAGGGGAGGUUGGACGAGCUCCUGGACCGCGUGAGGGUUGAGGUGCUGCAGGACCGCGACACGACUUCGGGCACAUCUCGCCUAUCGCAGCACACGCUCAAGCAGAUAGCCCACUUCUUGUCAGAGCGUUUCACGACCGCCUGCAACAGCUGGGGCUACCUCAAGAUGGACCACCUCGCCUGCUUCCUUCCGGGCGUGCUCGCACUCGGCGCCAUGACUGGCGCCGCCGAGGACCCCGCGGCCGAGCUCGAGCUCGCGGCGGGGCUCGCGGAGUGCUGCGCGCACAUGUGGCUCGACACCCCCACUGGCCUUGCUGCCGAGGCCUCUGCGUUCAACGUGAUGGAGGGGCGCGACCACGACCUGGGCGUGAUGCACGACGCGCCGUACUCGAUGCUGCGGCCGGAGACGGUGGAGUCCCUCUGGUACAUGUACGUCGCCACCAACGACACCAAGUACCAGGACUGGGGCUGGCAGAUCUUCGAGGCCAUCGAGAAGUACGGACGCCUCGAGGGGGGCGGGUACUGCGGCAUCGAGGACGUGCGCGAGGCGGAGGAGCCGAGGAAGAGGGACCGCAUGGAGACUUUCCUCCUCAGCGAGACCUUCAAGUAUCUGUUCCUCCUCUUCGCUGACGAGCAGCCCUUCGACCUGGAGAAGGUUGUCCUUAACACCGAGGACGCGGUGCUCAGCCUCGGGAAGCUGGCGCGCAAGCAGUUCAGGCGCGCAGAGUUCAUGGGGCAAUGCUGCCGCCCAGCCGAGAUGCCGUCCAGCACCGACUGCCUGUCCACAUCAGUAGCUGUUGGCCAGGGCUGCGGGCAGAGCGACCCGGGGCUUCGCGCAUCCUCUGGCUGCGGCCGCAAGGCUCCCGCGCGCGACGCGCUCGCGGUCCCAGCGCGCUUGCUCGAGGACUUCAUGGUGGCGGGGCUCCAGCGCACAGACGUGAUGUUGCACACGGCAUGGCCUCCGAGGCUUCCAGAGCGCGGCGAGGGGCCGGGGGGCGACGUGGGCCAGGAUCGGUGCUGUGCAGGCCUCCUGGAGCGGUGCCCGGGCAGGCUGUCCAGCUCGGAGCGGGAGAUGCUGCGGGGCGCGUGGCCCCUGGAGCUCCUGGAGGAUCCGCGCCGCCAGCCCAGGGUCGCGCAGUCCGCCGCCGAGUUCCUGCGCGAGGUGCUGGUGGGCGAGCACAUUCGGGGUUCGUGGUGUUGCCGAACGGCGUGGAUCGCCUGGGCCUGCGCGAGGAGGCCUCGCUGCCCAGGGACCUCCAUGCGGCCCUGUCCGGGGUGCGCCGCACGGAGGAUUUCCUCAGGCGGCUGGCCGGGGAGGACGCCAUGCUAG
Prorocentrum cordatum is the source of this 2412-nucleotide messenger RNA. The record is from the annotation of a GenBank genome assembly. NCBI's taxonomy places the organism in Eukaryota, Dinophyceae, Prorocentrales, Prorocentraceae.